CAGUCCAGCGUGGUGAGGGGAAGCAACCGGAGCAGCGUUCUCGGCGUUACCGUCGUCGUCCUGGUGAAUCGGCCCUCGUAUCUGCUAUGAUGAAAUCGCGGGAGUGCCUGUCCAUCCACAUCGGCCAGGCGGGGGUGCAGAUGGGGUCGGCGUGCUGGGAGCUGUACUGCCUGGAGCACGGCAUCCAGCCCGACGGCCAGAUGCCGGCCGACACCACCCUGGGCUCCGAGGCCGACUCGUUCAACACCUUCUACUCGGAGACCUCGAACGGCAAGCACGUGCCUCGCGCCAUCUUCGUGGACCUGGAGCCCACCGUCGUCGACGAGAUCCGCUCCGGCGCCUACCGGCAGCUGUUCCACCCGGAGCACCUCAUCACCGGCAAGGAGGACGCCGCCAACAACUACGCCCGCGGCCACUACACCAUCGGCAAGGAGAUCAUCGACGUGACCCUGGACCGGAUCCGCAAGAUGGCGGACCACUGCCACGGCCUGCAGGGCUUCCUCAUCUUCCACUCGUUCGGCGGCGGCACGGGCUCGGGCUUUGCGUCGCUCCUGCUCGAGCGGCUGUCCGUCGACUUCCCCAAGAAGAGCAAGCUCACCUUCUCCAUCUACCCCGCGCCACAGGUGUCGACGGCGAUGGUGGAGCCCUACAACGCGAUCCUGUACACGCACCCGACGCUGGAGCACUGCGAGGUGGCCUUCCUCGUGGACAACCAGGCCAUCUACCAGAUCUGCAAGGAGAAGCUGGGCAUCGAGCGGCCGCGCUACACGAACCUGAACCGACUCAUCGGCCAGAUCGUGUCCUCCAUCACGGCCUCGCUGCGCUUCGACGGCGCGCUCAACGUCGACCUCAACGAGUUCCAGACCAACCUCGUGCCCUACCCGCGCAUCCAUUUCCCCUUGGCAACGUACGCACCCGUCAUUUCGGCCGACAAAGUAGGCCACGAAAAAAUGACGGUGACGGACAUAACGAAAUCGUGUUUCGAGCCCAACAACCAGAUGGUCAACUGCAACCCCCGCAACGGCAAGUACAUGGCGGUGUGCCUGCUGUACCGCGGCGACGUGGUUCCGAAGGACGUGAACGCCGCCAUCGCCCUCAUGAAGAAGGAACGCACCGUGCAGUUCGUCGAGUGGUGCCCCACGGGCUUCAAGGUGGGCAUCAACUACCAGCCACCCACCGUGGUGCCCGGCGGCGACCUGGCCCGCGUGUCCAGGGCCGUGUGCUCGCUCUGCAACACGAGCGCCAUCGUGGACGCCUGGGCCGCCCUCGACAACAAGUUCGACCUCAUGUACGCAAAGCGCGCUUUCGUGCACUGGUACGUCGGCGAGGGCAUGGAGGAAGGUGAAUUCUCAGAGGCGAGGGAAGACCUGGCCGCGCUGGAGAUGGACUACAGAGAGGUGCAAGAGGACUCUGUGCCAGACGACCAGGACGACUACUGAAGCCUCCAGAGUUCAUUUGGGUCCAGCACUGUCUCAAAGGCAGGCUUAACAAAUUAUUUCCUCCACAACAAAGCUUUGUCAUAGGAUGGUUCAAGGUUCAAGAAUGGAAACACAACUUUUAUGUACACUUUAUUGAAAAUGUAUGGGUACCUUGUAAUCUCUUUUACAAAAGUACUAUAAUAGUUCAUCAGACAAUCUCAAGAAUUUAUAAUAAAAGUAAAUUGAAAACUUUAAGGUAGUUUCAUCUAAGUAACUUCUAAA
Thrips palmi is the source of this 1700-nucleotide messenger RNA. RefSeq names its product tubulin alpha-1C chain-like. Gene Ontology annotation, biological process: mitotic cell cycle; microtubule cytoskeleton organization. NCBI's taxonomy places the organism in Eukaryota, Metazoa, Arthropoda, Insecta, Thysanoptera, Thripidae. The record is from RefSeq and is a predicted model, not a curated record. Gene Ontology annotation, molecular function: structural constituent of cytoskeleton; GTP binding. Gene Ontology annotation, cellular component: microtubule; cytoplasm. The transcript is spliced from 7 exons. Bases 87 to 1439 code for a protein of 450 amino acids.